CCCGCCACGCCGCCCCACCGGAAGGACCCUAUGCCGCCGCCUGCUCCCGCCGGCCUACCGCGCGGGCGAGCCUUCUCCGCUGAGGCCGACUAUGCGCUCCCCCCCUCGGCCGAGGAUGCACGGCCAUUGGCCCCGGUGAAGUCCCUGGCCGGGGGAUUGGCCCCGGAGUGUGCGGCCGCCCAGCCGAGCCCCAACUACGGCAUGCUGCACGGCACCUUGCCAUGCUUGCCGGCACAGGCCCCCGGCACGCGUGUCAUCUACGAGGACCUGGACUCCGGGCUGAUGCGCGUGACGCACACUCGCGCCGAGGCCUCCCGGCGCCGACGGACCGAAACCUCCCUCAUGAUGUUCCUCUCGCACUAUCUCCUAUGGGGCCCUCUCUUUGUGGUCAGCAUCUUCCUGGUGUACCUGCUCGGGACCAGGUGGCUGUUUGUCGGCUUCGAGGGGAUGCUCGCGCGCCGAUCGGCGGCCCUAGGCCUGGCCACCCUGCCGGUCCUGCUGUAUCUCCGACUCCGGGAGUCCCUGUCGCCGACUCGCUCGGACCGGUCGGCCCCCUCGUGGAUCCGGGAGUCCCCGGCCUGGGGUCUCAUCCACACAUACAUGCCCUUCACGGCCAUCCGCACGACUCGCUUGAAUCCCAACCGCCGAUAUGUGUUUGCCUCGCACCCCCACGGCAUCUUGGUUCUCAGCCGCCUGGUGCAAUAUGGCGGCCUAUGGGGCUGGCUCUUCCCCACGGCCGACACCGUGCAUCCGGCCGAUCCGCUGACCGAAACGACCCUCAUUACCCGGGCCGGGGGGGUGCUUUCCCAGCCGCGGCCCGCUUCCUCCCGGCCGACCGCCAGCCAGGGCCCCCUCCCGCCGCCCAGUCAAGAUCCCACCCUCCCCAAGCCCAGCCGGGCCUCGCGCUAUGGCAUCCCCUACCGCAUCCUCGGCGCCACGCCCAUCUUCCGGGUACCCAUCAACCGCGAAUUCGCCGUCCUCUGUGGCCUGAUCGAUGCCAGCCUGCGCUACGCCGUUCGGGCCCUCACUUCCGGUCAGAGUGUGCAGGUGUUCCCCGGCGGGUCGGCCGAAAUUUUCAUGAUCGACCCGGACAUGCCCCAUGUUACCCGGGUGUUUUUGCGCAAGCGCAAGGGCUUCAUCCGCUUGGCCCUGCAGCAGGGCUGCGACCUGGUGCCCAUGGUGUGCUUCGGCGAGGAGGCGGCCUUCCGCACGUGGAAGCCGGCCCCGGCCGCCAGCCGCUUCCUACUGCGCACCCUGAAGAUGCCGUUCCUCCUCUUCUGGGGGCGCUUCUUCAGUCUCCUCCCCCGUCAGGGCCCCCUGACCGUGGUCUACGGUUCUCCGUUGGUGGUGCCCGAUGAGUAUGCCAUCUCCGGGGAGCCAGUCCCCGAGGGCCUGGUGGAUGAGUACCACGAGCGGUACAUCAGCCUCCUGCAGGACACAUGGGACACCUGGCGCAUCCAUGCCCCGGGUUAUGAGCAAGCCGAGCUCAUUAUCGAGUGACGGGGCAUGAUCCGGGGC
Messenger RNA from Fonticula alba, 1518 nucleotides. RefSeq lists its product as hypothetical. NCBI's taxonomy places the organism in Eukaryota, Rotosphaerida, Fonticulaceae. The record is from RefSeq and is a predicted model, not a curated record. Gene Ontology annotation, molecular function: diacylglycerol O-acyltransferase activity. The coding region runs from base 31 to 1500 and encodes 489 amino acids. Gene Ontology annotation, cellular component: endoplasmic reticulum membrane. Gene Ontology annotation, biological process: triglyceride biosynthetic process. The transcript has a single exon.